Messenger RNA from Lates calcarifer (barramundi perch), 5066 nucleotides. RefSeq names its product transmembrane protein 238. The coding region runs from base 255 to 809 and encodes 184 amino acids. NCBI's taxonomy places the organism in Eukaryota, Metazoa, Chordata, Actinopteri, Centropomidae. The transcript has 3 exons. The record is from RefSeq and is a predicted model, not a curated record.
CUGACCGGCUGUUUGUUGUUCAUCUUCCCCAAAGAGAGACUCAAGAACGCCAGAGUGUGAAAUUUCCGCUAUGCAUUUGAAGGCAGCAUGUUGAUAUGAGGCCCCUGGGAGCCCACUCGAUACAGUGACGUGGACUAUGGGCGGGGAUUGUGCACAGGUGAACACCGCUCAGGUGUAAGGUGGGGAAAUGUGCGUCCUGAAGAACGAGUUAAACCGCUCGGCGCCGUUACUCGGGCUCUCCGCUCUCCUCCGGUAUGGCCCACCGCUGCGUGGGGAACUGCGCGCCCAUAUUCUUCCUCGCUGUUGCUUUUGAUGCAGCUGGUCUGGUCGUGCUUCUGGUCGGGAUUUUCGGCAACCUGAACCUGGACGGCCGUUUCUAUGGGGAUUUCCUCAUCUACACGGGCUCGAUCAUUAUUUUCCUGAGCCUGGUGUGGUGGGUCCUGUGGUACACGGGGAACGUCCAGCUGUACGGGGAGGACCGGAGAGGCUCUCUGGACAUCAGCUUCACGCACUGGGCCAGGAAGCUGUCUGAGAGGCUCUCCAAAAACCGCAUGAAGCCGCUGGAAGCCGGGGAGGAGAAGAAGAACAUGGGGAAGGAGAUGAACGGGACGGUGCGUGCUGCUGUGCCGUCUUGGACCACCUGGGAAGGCGGCAGCAGCCGAGCCGUGUCGGGUCACGACAACAGAGGGUUUGAUGGAGGGACUGAGGCUCCAGCAUCUCCAGCUGAGAAGAACGUGGAGCUGGGGAUACUGAGGAGCUCAGACGUGGCUCUGCAGGCAGCAGAGGACAAAGCAGAGCGGCUUCUCUGACAGGAGACGGUGACAUCCAGCUUUCCUGCUGUUGAAGUGUGGACUCUCCCCUUGCUGCUUUCUAAAAACUCCAACACACUGAAAACUUUGAGCUUGUGAACUAAAGUCACUUUUUUUUUUUAAGUAGACAGUUUCUUAAUCAGGGAAAAGCCCUGCUCCCGCAGUGAACAGGAGGGCUGUGCACAGAGGAAGAAAUUGUCUUUAAUUUGUACAUAGCAAAUUUCUAUUUUUAUGUGCUGAUUUUUGAAGCAGAUGUAAAUUAUUUUUCUUGGAAAUAAAGUUUACAUGUAACUGGAUGCUGUCAUUGUUGGAGUGUUUGAGGGCGUUUCUGCAUCCAGGCGACUGAUACUGUUUGAUGCCAGAUAACAGCACAGUGACGCCCAGGCUUUGAGUUUCGCAAGAGACACUUUUUUAUUUUUGUCUCCUCUUCCUUGUCUGACUUCACCCUUAGUUGUUCAGUAACUUUGAUACAGUACACACGACGUAGAUUUUCUUUCAUCACCAUAUUUUUAAUGUUAGUUUUUGAAGGUUGUAAACAUCACCCUGGGUGUCUUCUUAUUCCAAAUCAUGCAAAAAUAAAUAAAUAAAUGUCCAAAAUGCACGGCCAGUAUUUCUAGCUUUUCCAAAUCCACCUGUGGGCCUGAGAUAAGGCGUGGAUCUGUGGAUGCUGGGAUGUAAUAUGUUUAUGAAAUGAAGCCACAUCCAGCGAUAGAGCUGCAGAAUCUCUUGUCAUCAUUAAGGAAACAUAUUUCUCCUCCGUCACUCAGUGUCAUGAAAAAAAAGAGAUGUAGAUACAGGAAGGAAUGUGACCUGAGUGUUUAAACUCUUCCUUCUCAUCAGUCUCUCAGACUCAGGGGCGGCACUGACGGGGGAAGAAGCAUUUCAUCUGAAUUUAUUUCACUUCUAACAUUUUUCACGUCAUACUGAUAAACUGGUAAAGCGGUGAAUGAUUGCCUAAACUUCAACUGCAGUCAGCUGCUCCUGUCAUGGAUUACACCGCCUAUAUCGGCCGCUGCCUGCUGUUUUUCUUCCUCGCUGUCCUCUUGGAUGCAGCAGGCCUCAUCCUCUUCUUCGUCGGGGUCUUCGCCCCCCUCAGCUUCUGGGACUUCUUUGUCUUCUCGGGGCCCCUCGUUAUCUUCCUCAGCCUGGUGUUCUGGAUCUUCUGGUAUCUAGGAAACCUGGAGGUGCCGAUGGAGGAGCUACUCCCCAAAUGAGAUUCACAACUUGUUCUAAUCUUGCAGCACAAAACCAUUUUCUGGCAACAAGGCCGAGGAGGAUGAGACCAGAGCUACAGCUACAGGGGGGAAGUUUCAGCUUCUACUUGAUCUCACUGGUGGAUGUUUUGUAUGUUUACUUCACCACCCUCCAAAAAUAUGGACUUUACUAUGAAAGGACAAAUAUGGAACUUUAAUCUGAAAGGACAUUUGUGCACUGAACACCUCAGACUUUCAGGUUUAGAGAGGGACUCGCUUUAAAUCCCUGAUUCUUUACAAUAAGGAACUGCAUCAGUUUUAUUGAUUAAAAUGUGACUAAUAAUGUUAAUAACAGCCACGUUUAUUUAUUAUACGUACAGUUAAUGAAUUACAAAUAAACAACUAUAACACUAUAUCCUAAUAAUGAAUAAUACAAAAUCAAUCGAUAUUAAUCACUACUGAUAAAUGCUCAACGUAAGACACCCAAAGGACUACAAACAAGAUGGCUGUAACAUUUGUGUUUCUGUAUUCUUUUCUUUCUUUGUGUUUGUUUGUAGUCAUGUUGUGUUUUGUUUGAGUUUUGAGUAUCUUGUAUUUUUGUGUCUUUGUAGUUGGUUUCCAUCUCUUUGUAGUUGGUCAGUCAGAUUCCUAAUGAGGUCCAUGUCUCUGUCCUCCUCUGGUCACGCUCCCUCUCAGACUGUCUAAUCAUGGUGACUCAGUGUUAGGGAUUUUUUUUGUUCAGUAAGAUACACUUUGUUUACUUUGUCAAUCGUGAUUUUUUUUUUUUACUGACUCCAGAAUCUCCCAUUUACACAUUUUCACUCCAUUUACAUCCUGAUGAUGCUGCUCAUCAUGUCUCUACUUCAUUUCUUUCUUAUUGAUUUUCUUCUACGGCCACUGCUCCAGAUAAGUCUCUGUGGUGUUUUUCCUGUUGUGAAAUCUGAGUAUUGGUCGCUCAACCCAUUCAACAGAAACCAGUCAAACUGGGUUUCUUAGCGACUGGAGCAGAGAGUCCUCUCAUUUUACAAGAAUGGGUCUGUGUGGGGAGAAAAAGGAGAACGUUUUCCCCGUCUAUCAAACACUAUAACAACAUAAAAACAUGAAAUGGUGGAAGCUCUGUGCACAGAUUUAGUCACAAUACCCGCUCUUGUACAAUCUUUACAUCAGUUAUGUGGCACAACUUGUUUCUGUGUUACUACAGUGGACACACCCUAUUUACAGUGUGGCUGAUAUUUAAUCUUAACACCAGAAUAAUCCUCAGGCUUAAAGACGCUGGCCACUACAAUAGAACUUCAACAGCAAGGAGAAAACUAAAGAAAUGAAUUUUCUAGAAAAAGCUCCAUUUUAAAUUGCUCUGAAUUUAGUAAUACAUGUCAUUAGGUGACAUGUUGAUUUAGCAAAAUAACAGAUUUUAAAAUGUGGUUACACUGUCAGUUGCCUCAUAACUGUCCUCACACAAUCUAUAUUUACUCUGCACUUCAGCGUCUCUUUUCAAAAGCUGCCGUGUUUUCCGGGAAAGAACCUACACUACCAUUAAGCCUUUGUGUAAGGGGAGUAUUUAGAAAUGUGUCAGCUGUACAUUAUUAAUUCAUAACUGCGCCGCUGUUGCUCAAACUUCUCCAGGAGAAUUACUGUGAAUGUGUCGACAUGUGAAUCUAAGGUGUCACAAUCCCAUCGUCUGUCUGUCUGUCUGUCUCCACGGCUUCAGAUUCCACCUCACACCUGAUGUGUCUUUCCAUUACCUGUUGCCAGCCUGCUGUACAAUUCACAGCCAGGACACACACACACACCUCUGCCUGGCCUGGGUCAACUGAACAUGACACUCUUUGACUCAGUGCGGUGAUGACAAAGGGAAUGGGGAUUAAGUUCUGCGAGGCCUGUUGAUGUAGUGUUUGGUUGUUGUCAGUUCUGCCAACACUUCACACUGUUUCAGAGGAGAGCCCAGCGUGGGAGAAGUGUGUAUUUUACUUGAGUAAAAGCAGAAAAAUCACUGUUUAAAAAAACCCUGUAUUUACUGAAGUAAACGCUCUCAGAGCAUCAAAAGCAAAAGAUCUCAUUUAAAGAAUGGCUCCAGUCACAGUGUAAAAAAAAAAGAGUUUUACACUGUGACUUAGCAUUUUAGUGUCAGGAUAAAGCUAAUUUGAUUUAUACUGGUGGUCAACUCCGUAACAAUGCAUCAUAUUUCAUUUUCUGGAUGAAACUUUGAAACCCGCAUUUCGCACCUUGGCCUACCUGAAUUAACCCUCCUCUUUAUACCGUCAUUAUGAUGUCAGGGCUUUAGAAACCAUCAACAAUACACAGACACACAGUAUAACUCUGCAUCACACACAGGUCAUGUAGCCAGAAUAAAUGUUAAGCAAUGCUAUAAAAACCCGAGUAACACAAUAAGUCCCCAAACACAUCAUCUCCAGCAGAAGCAUCAAUAUUAACUAAUACAAUUACAAUAAACAAUAAAAUAUAGGUAAAAUGCAUUUUACUCACCGAAACUGCUGAUUAUUUGUAGACAAAUAAAUAAAACUGCCUCUGUCCAGUGGACACUCUCAGCCCUAAAGUGAAUUAAAGCUUACUAACUCAGCUAACUCAGCGUUAGCCUCCAUAGCGAUAGACACGGACUUAUUGUCGGAACUGAGACGCACAGAUAAACCUCUGCAACAGAGUCAUUGAACUCUUCCUCGUCGUUCCGCCGUUGUGGGUUGAAAAAAACAGCUAUUAAAUCUAUGCUAACACGUUUUAGCUUGCGCUAGUAGCUGUAGCGGCGUUUAGCUAGCUCUGAGCAGUACGCUCUCUGAUCAUCCAAUCAAAUGACAUGAAAGUACUGACGUUAGCGAAGGCCUGCUAGAUGGCGCCAGCCAACUCGAAAUCUGAUUGGUUAAAGGAUCCGCGAGGCAACAGUUUCAUUGCCGUUCAUUUUAAAUUACCGGGGGCUGCACUGUUGAUUGUGAAGGCCCCAAGAUUUCUGUUACCAUGGCAACACAGGGCUGAACUCUGAUUGGAUAAAAGCUCUAACAUAAACUGACUGUAUUGGAAGCAGCACAAACAAACAAUUUAUGGUAAAAAAAACAAA